Brachypodium distachyon (stiff brome) is the source of this 1448-nucleotide messenger RNA. Its product is annotated as stearoyl-[acyl-carrier-protein] 9-desaturase 1, chloroplastic. Gene Ontology annotation, biological process: fatty acid metabolic process. Bases 143 to 1282 code for a protein of 379 amino acids. Gene Ontology annotation, cellular component: chloroplast stroma. The record is from RefSeq and is a predicted model, not a curated record. The transcript has 2 exons. NCBI's taxonomy places the organism in Eukaryota, Viridiplantae, Streptophyta, Magnoliopsida, Poales, Poaceae. Gene Ontology annotation, molecular function: stearoyl-[ACP] desaturase activity.
GCCCACCAGACAGCAGCCAGUCAGCGGCGCCUCCGUCAGUCCAGCUUUUAUAUACCGAGCCCCCCGACGCGCAUCCUCCGCAGUCCGGUCGACGACGCAACAGUACAACACAGCACCACCGCCCCCAUCAGGAGCCACAGCAAUGCAGGCCCACGCCAUCGUCCGCGCUCCGGCCCAUCACCACCACCUGCCGCCCCUCUCGCGCCACCAUUGCCGUCCUGUCUCCGCGGCGGCGGUGGCGCCGCCGCCCACGCAGCGGCGGGUGACGCACUCGAUGCCGCCGGAGAAGGCGGAGGUGUUCCGAUCGCUGCAGGGGUGGGCGACCCAGUCGCUGCUGCCGCUGCUCAAGCCGGUGGAGGACUGCUGGCAGCCGACGGACUUCCUGCCGGACUCGUCGUCCGAGAUGUUCGAGCACGAGGCCCGCGAGCUCCGCGCGCGCGCCGCGGGGCUCCCCGACGAGCUGUACGUGGUGCUGGUGGGCGACAUGGUCACGGAGGAGGCGCUCCCCACGUACCAGACCAUGAUCAACACCCUCGACGGCGUCCGCGACGAGACCGGCGCCAGCGCCUGCCCCUGGGCCGUCUGGACCCGCUCCUGGACCGCCGAGGAGAACCGCCACGGCGACGUCCUCAACAAGUACCUCUACCUCUCCGGCCGCGUCGACAUGCGCAUGGUCGAGAAGACCGUCCAGUUCCUCAUCGGCUCCGGCAUGGACCCGAGGACGGAGAACAACCCGUACCUGGGCUUCGUCUACACCAGCUUCCAGGAGCGCGCGACGGCCGUGUCGCACGGCAACACGGCGCGGCUCGCCAAGGCGCACGGGGACGACACGCUGGCGCGCGCGUGCGGCACCAUCGCGGCCGACGAGAAGCGGCACGAGACCGCGUACGCGCGCAUCGUGGAGCAGCUGCUGCGGCUCGACCCGGACGGCGCCGUGCUGGCCGUGGCGGACAUGAUGCGCAAGCGGAUCACCAUGCCGGCGCACCUCAUGCGCGACGGCCGGGACCCGGGCCUCUUCGGCCACUUCGCCGCCGUGGCGCAGCGCCUUGGGGUGUACACCGCCAGGGACUACGCCGACAUCGUCGAGUUCCUCGUCAAGCGGUGGAAGCUGGAGGCCCUGGAGGGAGGGCUCUCGGGCGAGGGCCGGAGGGCCCGGGACUACCUCUGCGGGCUCGCGCCGAGGAUGCGGCGGGCGGCGGAAAGGGCGGAGGAUAUGGCCAAGAAGGAUGAGCCCAGGAAGAUUAAAUUCAGCUGGAUCUUUGAUAGGGAAGUGGUCGCGUAGUGUUGGUCUGACUUCUGAGACUGAGCUGUGCUGACCAUGGAUGUCGUUGUCAGCUGGAUCUUUGCAAUGUUGGUUUGUACUUAGUUUAUAGUACCUUUUAAAUUUGGAAACAUGGGGGGAAUGUUAUAUUCUAGAAUGGUAACCAUCAUGGUUUGGUUUUGAACAA